This is a messenger RNA of Polyodon spathula (Mississippi paddlefish), 2269 nucleotides long. RefSeq names its product T-SNARE Domain Containing 1 (gene tsnare1). The record is from RefSeq and is a predicted model, not a curated record. Gene Ontology annotation, molecular function: SNARE binding; SNAP receptor activity. The transcript has 12 exons. The coding region runs from base 116 to 991 and encodes 291 amino acids. Gene Ontology annotation, biological process: vesicle-mediated transport; vesicle fusion; intracellular protein transport. Gene Ontology annotation, cellular component: membrane; endomembrane system; SNARE complex. Lineage: Eukaryota; Metazoa; Chordata; Actinopteri; Acipenseriformes; Polyodontidae.
GCUGUUUGGCUGCUGUGUCCCUUAAGCUGCUGCAGCUGAGCUGAUUGCUAGACACACAACGCUGUAACCCCACAGGCAGCUCUGCACCUGCAAGCCCAGUCUCACUGACACCAAAAUGUCGUAUGGAUCACUCGCUGAGGGUACCUUCGGGAGAAAUGCUUUUGGUGGGCCGAAAAGACAGGGCUACCAGCCAGUAGCGACCCAGGUCAGCCCCACAGAGCUGCAGGAUGUGUUUCAAGAGACUUCUUCAAACAUCUUCCAGAUCAACGGAAACGUGCUGACCCUAGAGAAGAGCCUUCAGUCGCUCGGCACCUCCAGAGACACCCCAGAGCUGCGGGAGACCCUACACUCUACUCAGCAACAGACCAACAAAGUCAUUACCAGCACCAUCCAGCUCAUCCAUCAGCUCUCUGAUAUCAUCAGCAGCUCCUCCCGGCAAGACCAUCUACGACUCGCUCGUCUCAAAAGUGAAGUCUCCGAGUCCAUCCAACACUAUGGGGACCUGCAGAAGAAAAUCGCAGAGAAGUCCAGAGCCUUGCUGCCUCCGGCACAGAAAGAAAACAGACAGAGUCCUCGGACCCCGUUUGCAGACCUGUCUGAGGAUGACAGGAUCUUUGGCGGGGGUGAUGUGGCGGGGCAGAGCCAAGACGGGCAUGACGACCAGGCCUUCCUGUCGGAGAUCAGUGAGAAGGACGUGGAGGCACUGAGGCUGCGAGAGGAGGCACUGCUGCAAAUAGAGAGAGAUAUGCUGGAUGUGAGUCAGAUUGUGAAGGACCUGGCGUCAAUGGUACAUGAGCAGGGAGACACCAUAGACAGCAUCGAAGACUACAUCCAGACAACAUCCUCCAACGUGGAAUCUGCAAAUCAAGAACUUGCAAAAGCCAGUCACCACCAGAAACAAGCCCGGAAAAAGAAGUGCUAUCUCACCCUAGCAGGUGUGAUCGUGUUGGUUUUUCUUGUCAUUAUUAUUGCAGUGUCAGUUAGAAAAUGAACUGUCCAUCAAUGCAAUUCCAGACACUCCCUCCUGACCACAAUGAUGUUGUAGGGAAGAUAUUGUCGUUCAUCUCCCUCACUUCCUCCUUCUCUCCAUCCCGGACUUGUCCUUUCAACACUCCCCGGGCUCCACCGUCCCCUACACAGCAUCCUGCUUCUGCCUGUAGUCAUCUUCAAGAGAGGGAGAGGGAGAGGUGGGGCAACAACCCUCCCUUCAGGUUAAAUUUCCUCCUUGACUUCAACACAGCUCAGUGUAGCAUUGCAAUCUUUGUGAGGGACUGGAAUUUACCACACUGAAAUGCACAGGGUCCACAUGCACAGCGAUUUCACUGCACUGCGUUUAUUAACCAGGCAGAGUUAGACUGCAGUUUAACAAAUGCCUUGGGCCUGUGAUUUACAGCUACAGUAACAAUAUAAAUGCAUUAUCAAAGAAACAGGUCCAAAACAAAUAAUAUUAUUUAUUUAUUCACAGUCAAGCCAUGUUUUGUUUUUUUCAUAUGAUAAAUAUCCUUCUGCUAUAAUUGUAAUUGCAUGCAGUUGAAAGGCUAAAACAGAGACCAUGCCAAAGUUACCGCCAGCUCUUAUCGCUAAAAAAUGUAAUAGUGUGUUUUAUAGAACCAUUGAAAAUAAUUGUGUCUGUUCUGUGUCAUGUACAACCCCAAUGAGUUUAGUCACAACAACCCUAUUACAUGAAUGGUCUGUCUGACUGGGACCUCACUCUGCUGUUCUUGCCAGUGUCAUAAAAAGUCUGGAUUGGGCAAUUACUUGAGAUACAUGUUUUUAACUAUACCUUCCCAGGAGUCCUAGGUGACAUGGAAAAACAAGGUCAUUAUGAAUAAAACCAUAUUGAAGCAAUUGAGAUAUAAAUAUUUUAAACUAAGGGCUGGACCAAAUCAAACCCUGAUCGCUCUUGUGAAAGCGUGUUUUUGUGAUAACAUCGCUAGUUUUCAUAUCGCAUUUGUUUUACCACAAAUCCAAAACUAGCCAUUCCAAUCUCGAAAGGGGCGGAGAGAAGUUUUGCAGGAGUAGGCGGGACCGCCGAUAGCAACAUGAAAACAGCUGUUGACAAAUCCCCAGCCGGUAUUUGUGACCUUUUGAAGGGAUGGAAACAAGAUGAAUAGAACAUCCAAAAAACAUGUAACACUGUCGCCAGGAUCAUUACCUGUACAUAUUAUACAAUAAGAAGUCGAAUUAUUUGCUAUCCAGCACCGUGGGAAAAAAAAAAAAAAAAAGUUGAUUUUAGAUUUUUUGUUGUGGGUAGUUGCAUUAUUAUUAU